AUGGGAGAAGCAAAAUCCACGACAGUGCUCGUUGUAGGCGCGGGUCCCGUAGGCCUACUGACAGCUCUGAUGCUCGCCCAAGGCGGAAUCGAUGUCGAUGUUAUAGAUUCCGCCACGGAGAUCGACCCACGUCCUCGAGGUAUUGCUUAUGGACCUCCCGCAGUCAGAGUGUUACGGCGUGCUGGAGUUUUGGAUAGAGCUCUUGAGAGAGGAGCUGAAGGCAAGAGAUUGAUCUGGAGGGAGUUGAAUGGAAAGAAGAUCACCGAAAUCGAUUUUACUAGUGACCCAACGUUCGUUGACCGGUCAAUCAUCUUGCCUGUCCAUCUUCUGGCCGGUUUGUUGUAUGAAGAGCUCACCAAACUGGACAACGCCAAAGUCCACUGGGGCUGCAAAUACGUUGGCCACACUCAAGAUGAUAGUCAUGUACUGGUAGAAGCUGAACGCAAUGGCAAGACGGAGAAGUUUGACGUGGACUUCAUGGUUGGAUGUGACGGUGGCCGCAGCAGCGUCCGGAGAGCAUUAUUCAACGACUCAUUCCCAGGCAAGACUUGGGAUGUGCAGAUUAUCCGUUACGAUGGUUUCGACAAGGCUGGAUGGUCAGAUACACAAUGGAUCGUUGAUACCGAGCACUGGGGUAUGGCUUGCAAGAUUGACGAUACGGGGUUAUGGCGAUUUGGCUAUGGCGAGCGUGUUGCACUCGAUGAGAAGGACCUCAAAGCGGGCAUCGCUGCGAAACUUAAGGUCCUCUUGCCGGGUGCACCAGAAGAAGGAGAGUAUGAAGUGCUCAGGUGGAGUCCCUUCGUGAUGAACAAUCGAUGCGUGGGCAAGAUGCAUGUUGGGCGCGUUCUUCUUGCUGGAGAUGCGGCCCAUCUGUGCAAUCCAAUGGGCGGCCUUGGUCUGACUGGAGGCAUUUCGGACGUUGGGAGCCUCGUCGAUGCUCUACAAGGAAUCCACGAAGGAAGGGCCAGUUUAAAAAUCCUCGAGAUCUACGAUCAGACCAGGAGAGAAAUAUUCCACAAGUUCAUCGAUCCUGUCUCCUCAGCCAACCUAGAGCGGAUAUGGAUUGAUGGAUCAACAGCUUUAGAGAAAGACCCUGCUCUACAAUUUAUGCACACGGCUUCUCAAGAUCCGGCCAAGCUGGCCCACCUUAUCCGCGCGCAGGAUGUAUUGACGGCAGAUCUGACAAAACACUAUGACCUGUGA
This is a messenger RNA of Exophiala bonariae, 1203 nucleotides long. RefSeq lists its product as uncharacterized. Lineage: Eukaryota; Fungi; Ascomycota; Eurotiomycetes; Chaetothyriales; Herpotrichiellaceae. Gene Ontology annotation, molecular function: FAD binding. The record is from RefSeq and is a predicted model, not a curated record. Bases 1 to 1203 code for a protein of 400 amino acids. The transcript is spliced from 6 exons.